Molecule: messenger RNA, 267 nt
Organism: Cylicostephanus goldi
Lineage: Eukaryota; Metazoa; Nematoda; Chromadorea; Rhabditida; Strongylidae
Source: the annotation of a GenBank genome assembly
GCAGUGUUCAAUGGAGGAAAUCACACCGGCAUCGUACCUGUUGAUCCCACCCAAGCUUUCAAAAAUACUCCCAAGGUCCUGUCCCAACGCUCUGGAGUUCCUCAUGUGGUUCGUGGGCGCUACAUGUUCCGAGUAGAUGAUGUUGUGCGACCUGCUGGCUGCAGUAAUAAGACAGGAGGAACUUGAGGAAGUCGUCUGGAUAGUGUUGUUGUUGUUGCAUUCCUUGAUGUGGAUGGUAGUGCUGUAGUUGCAGCGCUGACGGUGUGA